AUGAAAAGUGAAGAAAGUGGCUGCUGUCAUUGCUUGAAAGUGUUUUUUGGCAAUCUUUGUAAAGGAUCCAAGUAAGAAUCAAUCAGAAAAACUGCAGUGGCUCAAGAGGUGAAUAUGUCAAGUAUCAAUCCUAAACUUGAAAAAAGCACAUUUGAGUUAUCAAUGGGCCAAUUAAGCGUAAAAGACAUAAAUGAAAGCUUAGAUAAAAAUCUCCCUGUGAUUGAUAGCUCUCCUGAGCAGAGUAUCGUUGUAAGAAAUAGUGUUUCUUACAAGUCUAACAUAAUAACUGGAAAUUCACGAAAUCCUUUAUAUUCAGCUGCACCACCUUUAUCAUAUGCCCAGGAGGCUUAUUUACAGUAAUUUUCGCAUCAGAAUUAUUUUUGAUAAUAUAAAAUCAAAUUUUUAAGCCUGAAAAUUGUAAAUAUAUUUUUAUAUACAAAAUUAUGCAGAUAAAAUCUAAGUUGACUAUAUCAAUCUCCAUCUCCAAAACCACCAGAAAGCAAAGAGCCUAACUCUGAGCCUUCUCGUUCUGUAGAAAAUCCAAAUUCAAACGUGUUUCAAUCCCACGAUUCUGAGGUAUCAAAUGAAGUACUUUUUUAUGAUAAAAAUACAACUGGCGACACUCCAAUGAAUAAAGAACAAGUGAAACAAAACUUAGAAGAGGCUUAUAAUAUGAUAAAACAAUUCACUGAAGAAGAUGAAAUCAGCCCAAUUGCACAAAAUUUCCUCUCAAGUGAAGAAGCAGAGCCUGAUGAGAUUUCUAUACCAAAACGAAGUGAUUUUACAAAAGUAGUCAAAGGAAUUAAUUUUAAAGCAAUUUUAGCUGAUGGCGAUAUCCCAAAUUUUUUAGAGAGCAAAAAGAGAAUUUAUUAG
Molecule: messenger RNA, 873 nt
Organism: Blepharisma stoltei
Lineage: Eukaryota; Ciliophora; Heterotrichea; Heterotrichida; Blepharismidae
Source: the annotation of a GenBank genome assembly